Messenger RNA from Acaulospora morrowiae, 265 nucleotides. NCBI's taxonomy places the organism in Eukaryota, Fungi, Glomeromycota, Glomeromycetes, Diversisporales, Acaulosporaceae. The record is from the annotation of a GenBank genome assembly.
CGAAGAUGUUUGCUUGAAACCUUCUUGUUGCGAGUUCAAUUUCGGUGGUUUCGAUGACAAUGGAUUGAAUGAAGAUUACUCUCAGCCCUCAAUCGGACCGAGCAAUUAUCCGUUUUAUCAGGGAGAGUUGAUGGCGGUCCCUCAGCAUCAAUUUCAAAAUAACGAGCUCUAUAGCUUUCCUUAUGUCGAAGUCUACUUUGAAACACAAUGUUCUUUGAUGCAACUUCACGAGGACUUUGUGAGGGAAAAUACAAUUUGCGGAUAA